Molecule: messenger RNA, 2173 nt
Organism: Paraphaeosphaeria sporulosa
Lineage: Eukaryota; Fungi; Ascomycota; Dothideomycetes; Pleosporales; Didymosphaeriaceae
Product: acetyl-CoA synthetase-like protein
Exons: 3
Coding region: 352-2112 (586 amino acids)
Source: RefSeq, a predicted model, not a curated record
UUCGACAUCAACUUCGCAUCCCUCGGUCAACAUUCUUGCUACGCAAUCUUCGCUGGUAAGCUGCUUGAUCUGCAUCAGGCGACUUGCUCGACACAGGAGCUAUUUCUUGAUCCCAUUGACAUAUUUGCACGCUCAAAGGUCAAGCUUUGGGAUUCGAGGCUGCUCCGCAUCCCCGCAACGAGAGCUUAUACCUUCGCUUUCCGACGACUCACACGUACGCGCAACACUCAAAGUACAUCUGGUGUUUGCAAUCAAGCCGUCGACUUAUUGCUACAGCUAGACUGUUCCAGUACCGUCAUAGCAACCUCGGUCCUGCCCCGCGACCCCGCGAUCUGAACAUCUGGAAGCGCAAUGAGUCCCAUGGAACGGCUACAGAAGCUUGCUUCACAUUUCACAUCAGCAAGCCCAGUUCCAGGGCCUGCAGCCAAGAUACAGCCUGGAGACAGUCAUGAGUACCAUCACAGGAACAACUACCACACGUUGUCACCAACAAGCUUGCUUUGGCGGGCGGCCUGUAUAGAACCAAAUGCUACAGCAAUCUAUCACAAAACGGCAAAUAAUAAGAUUCUUCGACGCUCGUAUCUUGAGACGGCCGACCGGGCGCGCGGCUUCGCCUACUACCUUCGCAAGCACAACUAUAAGCGCGUCGGACUGCUUUGCACAAAUACCCCCGCCUUCCUCGAAGCAUUGUUCGGCAUCGCAGCCGCUGGCUCCGUCUCGGUCGCUGUAAAUUACCGACUGAAAACCGACGACAUAUCGUAUAUUUUCCAGCAUUCGGACGUCGACCUCAUAAUCGCGGACUAUGAGUUUGAAGAGUUGUUGGGACAAUAUAAAAAUGAGAGAUCAGCCGUCAAGAUCAUCAUCGAUACAGAUACGGAUGUGACAGAGGGCGAGUUAAGCGGACCAUUCGACGAUGCGGUGCUUGAAGGCCUCACGUACGACCACGAGAAUGGAUCCAAGGGAUGGGCGGACCUCGAAGCGCAAGCCAAAGACGAGGAAAGCGUCAUCGCAUUGGCAUACACGAGCGGUACCACAGCACGCCCUAAAGGCGUCGAAUACACACACCGGGGAUGUUAUCUCGCGGCAAUGGGCAACGUUAUCGAUUCUGGACUCAACUUCCACAAAGGUCGAGCCAAGUACCUUUGGACUCUUCCCAUGUUUCAUGCGACUGGCUGGACGUUUCCCUGGGCCGUCACGGCGGUACGCGGGACGCAUUACUGCCUCAGGAAGAUUGACUACCCGGAGAUCUGGAGGCUCUUGAAAGAAGAGGGCAUCACCCACUUUAACGCCGCGCCUACAGUAAAUACUUUGUUGUGCGCAGCGAAGGAAGCAGAGAAACUACCUAACCCCGUGCACGUCACCGUUGCAGCGAGCCCGCCAUCAGCAUGGCUCUUCGAACAAAUGACGAAUUUAAAUCUGCAUCCGGUACACGUUUAUGGCCUCACAGAGACAUAUGGCCCGAUAACCAAGGGAUAUCAUAUGCCAGACUGGGAAGAGCUCCCUGAGAAAGAGAAGUACGCGAAGAUGGCGCGACAGGGACACGGCAUGGUCAUGUCGCUACCCGCGCGCGUCAUCAAGACGGAACAGCCCGAAGGUGUUCUUAUCGAUGUCGAAAGAAACGGAAAGGAAAUUGGGGAGAUUGUCUUCGAGGGUAACAUUUGUGCGAAGGGGUAUUACAAGGACGCAGAAGCGACCAGAAAGCUGUGGGCCGGCGGCGUGAGCCAUUCUGGUGAUCUUGCCGUCUGGCAUCCAGACGGCGCAAUCCAAAUCCUGGACCGAGCGAAAGACAUCAUCAUCUCAGGCGGCGAAAACAUCUCUUCGGUCGCACUCGAAUCAAUGCUUGCCACGCAUCCCUCCAUUCUCGAAGUCGGCGUCGUUGCUGUCCCCGACUCGCACUGGGGCGAGCGACCCAAAGCAUUCGUCACCGUGAAGGAGGGCGGCUCUCUACAACCUGACGAGGUCAUCACCUGGGCGAAAGAGAACAGCAAUAUCAGCAAAUUCAUGGUGCCAAGGGAAGUGGAGGUAGUGCAGGAGCUGCCAAAGACGAGCACAGGAAAGUUGAAGAAGAACGUUCUUCGAGAGUGGGCGAAGGGAAAGAGGAGUGCUAGCUAGACGGCAUGAGAAGAAAUAUGUGAAUGUAAGGCAGAGGCGAGUGCAUGUGAAUAAGAGAAAG